Molecule: messenger RNA, 1619 nt
Organism: Ahaetulla prasina
Lineage: Eukaryota; Metazoa; Chordata; Lepidosauria; Squamata; Colubridae
Gene: TGFBR3L
Product: transforming growth factor beta receptor 3 like
Exons: 8
Coding region: 372-1604 (410 amino acids)
Source: RefSeq, a predicted model, not a curated record
UUAGCGGAAACAGCCAAAGUUUUUUUUUCCUUAGUAAGAUCCUACCUCAGCAGUUACAUACAUUCUUAAUUCUUUUUUUGCUUUGUCCUUCAAUAGGUGGGAAUGCCCAGGCAACUUGCAAAUUGCAUAGGAAUUUCCUAACAUCCAAGCACUUGGCUUCUCAACGCCAGCUGCAGCCUCUGAGAAUUUGCCAGAAUCCUGACCCGCCUCAAGAUCUUGAAGUUCACAUUAUCCUUUCCAAAGGUGUUGCCCCCAGUCUGCUCUCUUCUAGGCCCAAGCUGGCCCCUCUGAUUGUGGAGCUUCAUGCGGUUGGAAGAUCUCCACGCCAGGGGCUCCUCCUGAUCCUGAAGAGCGAAGGAACUGCCCAAUGGAUGGUUCGUGUCCACUGUUUCACUGGACAGCUGCAUGUACUGGCUUCACACAAAGUCACGGUCAGCAACCCAGAAAAGAAGCAGCCUCUCACUGUGAUUCAGCAGAUAUCUCUUGAGCUGGCUAAUGCUAGAGAUCCUUUACAAUAUGCAGCAGAGCAGAAGCUACCGGCAUUCACCUCUUACACCGAAGCUGAGCGGGUGAACAGGUUUCUUCUGAUUGUUGGACUGAAUGAGGCCACACCUGCUGUUCCUCUGGAGAAUCAUGAACCCUUUGGGCCCAUGUUCUUGCAUCUUUCCAAACUUGCAGUUGAGAGACAGCCGUUUCCAGAGGCUGUCGCCACAGGCUGGGAAAACAAAUGGAAGAGAGAGGACAGUUCUGUUCUCUCUACCUUGCCUGCCACUGAAACGGAGAAAGUUGAGUCUGAUUUAUGCCACGGGAUCCAAAAGCCCAUGCAUGAAAGGGAGGAUAUAAAGAAAGCAUUUUCCUCAGAAGACAAAAAGUUACAGGACCGUCUUUUUCACCAUGUCCAGCUCAGCCUAGAAGUGUCCAGUUCUGAGGCAUUCGUCAAACAACUAGGACUCUUUAUCGUCCCUGCCAACAGCCAGAUCUUUGUGGAAGCAUCUUUGGUCACAUUUCACUUCUGUCUUGGCUUCACCAUCCAACAAUGCUUCAUCUCUGCCUCUUCGGAUUCUUCAGUGAUAACUUCAUACCUGCUUAUCCAGCAUGGCUGUGCAGCUGAUUCCCAUGUCAACCUGUUAGCACCUCAACAGACAGUUCAGGACCAAACAUUGCGCCCAAGUUACCACCAACGCCAAGGAUUAAGUUUUGUGCUCCAGCCUCGCUCCAAUCACUCCAUUCAUUUCUUACAUUGCCGCCUGACACUCUGCAGCAGGGAACCUCAUGACUCCAGCAAAACUAGCAGUUUAAUCCCCAAGUGCCAGUUUGAGAACAAAGCCUGCAGGAGAGAAGAGCCAGCCAGCAGGGACUUCCAGCGUACCUUCACAAAGCCCAUCAUGGUGACCGUAGAAACUCCACUCAGACCAGCUCCUCCUACUCUGAAGCCAGAUAAUUCCCUGGCUAACCAGCAAGCAAAAGCAAAGGAGACCAGGAAGUUGCAGAAGGCACAGCAAGUUCCAAGUGAGUAUGUGCUGAAGUCUUACUUUUUUAAACAAAUAUCCUGGGAUAUGGAGAAUAAAGUCAAUUCUGAAUCUGAAUGCCAUCUCCUCUCCUAGAAGAGCUCCCAGGGC